UACAGGAUAUUAUCUUUGGAUUGAUAUGGCAAAAGUGAAAAAUGUAAAUUCAUGGAUUUUAAAAAAUGUAAAUACGACACGUUGGAAGAGUUAUUAUAUUAGUCAAGCAUUUUUUUGAACUGAGCAAUUUUUUCCAUGGUCUCCCGUAUUUUGUUUGAGCGUGUACAAUUUUAUUUUGAUAUUUUGAAAUGAUACAGCCGAUGAAUAGUGAAUUUGUUAGAUAAUGCAGACUAAUGACUAAGCUUACUCCUAUUAAACCUUGGGAAAGAGACUUCGCUGGGACCUUGGGCAUUGAUCAAAGAAUAAGAAUGGAGAGCUCGGCCACGCUGCCCACGGUGAUGGGUCCUGCGAGGCCCACGAGGGUCCAGCAGGUGCCUUCGGUGCCGGCGCGGCCCUGGCUGGGCAGAUCGCAGCCGCGGCCGAACGGCUACGGCUACGGCACGUCAAGCCCGUACGUGAUGGGAGGCUACGGGAGCUACGGAGGGUACGGCGGCAGCUAUGGUGGUUACGGCGGCAGCUAUGGCGGUUACGGAGCUUAUGGUGGCUACAGAGGGUACGGAGCGAACCGUUUUGGAGGGCCAGGUGCAGAAGAUUCAGAGAACAGGUUCAUUCAGCUUGCAGAGGAAGCCACUCGACCGGCAUUUGACUCCAUCCAGUCAGUGGUUGAUGCUUUCGGAUCGGUUAGCUUCAUGCUGGAUUCCACCUACCAAGCUGUCGUGCACACGUUCAGAGCUGUUCUGGGCAUCGCGGAACACCUGGGUCAGCUGAGGUCCAUAUUCGCUGCCCUGAAUGUUUUCCGCCUCGUCCGCUGGGCGUACAGGAAGCUGUGUCAAAUAUUAGGUGUCAGUACUGCCGCCAGCCGGGAAUCCAUAUGGAAUGACGUCGCGGCCGCGGGGGACAGCGCAGCAAUAGACUCGGCCAUGGUAGAACAUGCCGCACCCAGGUGGCCCAUAUUCGUGUACUUCACCAUAGUCGUGUCGGGGCCGCUGCUGAUGUGGCGGUUGUUGAAGUCCCUCAAUUUCGGCCCUGCAGUCAACAGCAGAACCUGGGACCCGAGGAUGGAGCCGUCGUCGCAGUACGCGGUGGUCACGUACCCGUUCACCGCGCAGACCAACAGGGAGCUGAGCGUCGGCGCCGGCAAGAUGGUCGGCCUCGCCCCGAACCAGUACCAGGCCGACUGGUCGGCCGGGUGGGCGCUGGUGACGGCAGACCGCAGGACCGCGGGGCUGGUGCCGCUCAACUACAUGCAGCAGGUGCAGUACGCGCCCAACUCCAGAUCAGCAACAACCACUAGAACCAUGUCAGAUGCAGCAGCUACCGCAAGCAAAGAGACUUCAGCGCAGCAGGCAACGAACACUUUCCCAUUAGUCAAUGACGUAAACGCACCACAAGUACCUGUUUUCACCCCUGUACACUCCACUUCCAUCCAGAGUAAUUCAGGAUCAUUCGACGGUUCAAGCUUGACGGUACCCGUGGCAGUGAGUGCGACCUCGAAGCUUGAUCCUGCGGAGGCGUCUCAGGUCGACGGGCUGCCGGCGCCGGCUGCGAUAGAGGAAGAGCCGUUGGGUGGGGUCGGAAGGCAAGAGAAGGAGAUUUCCUCAGAAGUAAUCAAAGCGAAGCAGACAUAGAUGUCCGGUAAGCAGUCACGUGCCACUGACGAAUCAUGUGAUUUGAAUGAAGUGGCUCGAGAUUUGCUGCUUUUUGCUUUAAGUUACCAACGUAAACAAAAUGUGGACUCCUCUUGGUAAUUUAGGUUACGUGAGGUGUAUGAAGAUUGGAUUUUUAUAUACACAAGCAAGAAGUAAAUGUACUGAUUAAUGAAUGUGAUAUAUUUAGUCUAGUUAUUUCAUGGGCUAAAGGAUAAACUACUGGCUCUAUUUUAUCAUAUAUAUGAGUUUAUGUAAAUGUUUUAUUAAUCAUUAUGUAUAAAACCAUUAUACAUUUUAUUGCAUUAGCCUUGUAGUUUUUCAUCAGAGUGCAACAUUGAGAAUACUCUAAUGGGAUCAUAUAGGAUUCUAUGAAUAUUCCUUAUACUGUAAUUUUUUUUGGGGUAUGUUAUUAUUUAAAGUAAUUUAGUCAAUAUAAGUUUUUUAAUCAAUAAAUUGAGGUAAUUGGUUCCAAGAAAAAAUUUAAUGUUUGAGUUUCAGUCUGUCUGCUACUCAUGUUUAAUCACAGUCUAGAUGGGUUACUGGAUUUAUCGAAUAAUGUUGUCACCUAUUGUAGACAUGUCUGCAUAAUUGAUGGAGGUAGGAGACAUAAGUGUGUUAAUAUUUUUUUGUUGCCAAUCAAAUGGGAAUGUUGGUUAAUUUUAUAAUUCUUUAAGAAUUAGAGUUAAUCUGUAGUUGUCACCUUUUAUCUGUCUCAUCUAACGAACCGUUUUAUUAUUAUUAUUAUUUUUUAAAGUAUAUUUUAUUUGUUUGGUUUCUUAUGUCAGAAAGUAUGAAUGUCACUCAAAGUUUAUUAAAAGGAAACAUAUAAUCAUAUGACUUUCUUGCCAGAUGAAUAGUUGUGUCAACAUUUAUAAACUGUUAUUAUAGCUUCAGUUAGAUUGGAUGUACUAUACACAACACUGCAGAAAAUUUACUGUUUGUACUUUAGGGGGCGACACAUUUUAUGAAUCAACCUUUCUGAAACUAAAAAUUGAUAGUGAGAGUGAGGGCCAUUUGUAUUUUUAUUACUGAUUGUUAAUUUUUCUGCGUGUUCAUUUAUACGUAUAUUGCCAUUUUCAAAGUAUAAGAGAGCAUAUUCAAAUUGCAUCCAAGCUGCUAAUGUUAUGUGUGAGUAGUAGCGAUUGUUAUUCUGACCAGUCAUGAGAGGUCUGUCUGCAGCACUCACCCGUGGGACUCUUACUUGCUCCAAUUGAAUUGGCCACUUCCCAAACCGCAACUGUGUCGCUAUCUAGACUGCCCGUUAAAUACUGGACAGGUGAGAUUAUUUUAUUUUAGCUCAAUCUCCUAAAGGUUAAUAAAUGUUUACUAAAAAAUUUUUAAAUUCUUACUAGUUGUUCUAACACAUUAGAGUUUGUAUUCUCAAGUAAAGUAACAAUUUUUUUUUCUUUCACAGCUGUAAGAUUCAUUAGGCCCGAAAAAUUGUUAGUAUAGACGUGUGGCAGUAUAUACACUUGAAAGCCACAAAGUAGUUCUUGUAAAGCUAUUAAUUCAACUGUUUAUAAUUAUCAAUUUUAAAGAUUGCAUUAGCACCUCAGGUAAUUUUGAUUUACAUUUCACACAUUAAUACUAAAAAUUAAAAUACCAGAAGUCACUGAAACAUACUAGCAAAAUUGAAUAUUUUGAAAUCAACUGAUAAUUGUAUGGCAGUUCCUAUCAACAACUGCCCCAAAUUCAGGACUGUCUUUCACCUGGUGCAAAAUACAUUUUGAGACAUAUUUACAGUAAUAACCUCUUAAAAAAUCCCACUUGAGAAAAUUUUGUUCAUAAUAAGUUUUAAAAUUUAGCACUUGAGCAAUAAUACUGACAUUUUUUUCCCUUUCAAUAAGAUGUCAUUGCCAAGAACUCUAAAUUUGUAGGUACCUUGAGAAACAUUUAAAAAGGGUUUUAUUGUUAUUAUUUUAUUAAUUUCUUGAUUGAAAGAAAUCACUCAGGAUUAAUUGGAACAUGUUUAGAUUAGCUUAAAAUCAUCUUACAGUUGCUAUAAAUUAACAUUUUUUGCUGUUUUGGAUUGCCAAGUUUUUUAUUUUUAUAAAAUUUUUUUAAUUAAGAGGGGAGGGCACAACUUGGAAAAUUCACUUUGGGAUGAGACUGAGACUUGGUGUAUUAUGUAUUUGUAGUAUAACUUUAGGGUGUUCACCACACUGGCCAAACAAUCCGAGUAAAAAGCCUUUGAAAAUGUAAUCACAGUUUAUGUAGUUAAGUUUCACUCUGGCCAAUAUAACAAAUCUACCAUUCACAAAUAUUAUUAAUUUAAAUAUAAAUAAUUUUAUUUAUUAAGAAAUAUUUUUAUUUAUCGGAUAUAACUUUAUAUUUAAAUUGCAGUAAUAAUUCCAUCUUUCAAAUAUAAAAUAAUAAUUGGGAUGAUAAUAAUUAUAAAUAGUGCUUAUAAUAAUUAAAAUGUUGGAUUUUUUAUUAAUAAAUUUAAUUUUAAUUUUUAAUUUUACAGAUAAGAACCUGGAUGAUAAUUAUUAUCAUAAAAAAAUUGGCAAACAAAAAUUUUUUCUGCAUAUUGCACAAUUAACAAAAAAUGUUCGUUUAAGUGUGCAACAUUGUUGAAGUAGAUGUUGUAAAACAUACUUCAUUCAUCACAUAAUAAACUGGCAGUUUUCAGAAUAUAUAGAGAAAUAAGAAUGAUCAAAUUGUGGAAAAAUGAUCUACAAUAGUGGGGGUAAGCAAAAUAAGUUACCCCAUUAUCCUUUUCAAUAGAAACUGAUGGAAACGCAACUAGGUUAGGUCAAAACCAAUUUCAGCCAAAUAUUUUGGAACUUUUUAAAUAAAAUAUUUUAAUACUUUUUAACUACAAGAGUCAUUUGAAUUUUAUUUAUAACUAUUAUUUAUUAUUUUACAUCUGAAAUAUUGAUUACUGUAAUUUAAAUAUCAAGUGCUAUCUAAUAAAUAUUUCUUUAAUAAAUAUAAUUAUUUAUUUUUAAAUAAUAUUUGUAACCAGAUUUAUUAAAAAAAAAUUAUUAUUAAAAAAAAAGGCACCGUCGACAUCAGCGAGAAUCGAAGAGUGAAACAUAACUAGUAUGUAUUGUGCUUUAAUUUUCCAAGGCUUUUUUCUCGGUAUUGCCUGGCCAGUGCGCGUUAUUGUUUUAAGGGGUGAACACCUACAAACCUACUAUUAAACGGAGUCUCAUCCUGAAGUGAAUUUUCCAAGUUUGCCCACCCCUUGUUAGAUGUUUUUAAAUGUUUGUAUUUUUCAUUAUGAUUUUCCUUUGUUAACCAAAAGACCAAAAGUAUAACAUGUUACAAAAAACACUGCAGUUUUUGUGUGACUGAAAAAGACUGAAACAUAUGAAAUGUUGCACUGGUUUGUUUCAUUACAUUUCUGUAUCAUUUCAGUAAAUACUUUAUAUUUAAAAUGCUUGUGUGCAUAUUUACUAGGAGGAAAUUGUAGACAAUGAACUAAUUUAAUGGUAAAUUAUUAGGAGAUGGAAAAUUUAGCAUCUAUUGUUUUCCAAAAUUAGCAUCUAUUACUUUAUAAAUUAGCAUUUAUUAUUGUGAAACUAGCAUUUUUACGGCAACUUAUUUAAAACUUAUAGUUUACAUUUCUCAAUAUUUGUAAAAUAAGUAUUCACAUAUACAAAUAUCUACAAAUAACCCUCUAUUUUAGUUUUGUACAAAUAACAUUUUUUCCGAUGCUUUUCAAAAUCAAAACCACUAUAAAAAUGUAAUGCUUAUUUUCCUUAAAAACUUGGUACUGCAAUAUGCUAGUAAACAUUUAGUUGCAGGUUUAAUUCAUAGAAUAAUACACAAAUCAACUGGAUUAAUUGAGUAUGACUUACAUUUUUAAGUUAUUUAAGUGUACAUAACUUGACUUUAUCACAGAGAUAUGAAAACUUACGUAGAGAACAAUUACCAGAAACUCACCACAAGGUUCAAGUGAAAAAUUUUGGGGAACUCCCAAGUACCUGCAUUACUGCUGUGGUUUAUUGUGCUAAAGCAAAAUGCAAGAGUGCAGCCCGUUCUCAUCUUUAUGGCCAAUUAUACACCUUUCGUUUGCGAGAUAGAAAAUCUGCAGCAAAGAUGAUGGGCGUGUUGUGUUUGUGUAUUAACUCAAGUGCUAAUGAGUCCUACAUGACAGAUAUAAAUUAAAAUAAUUUAUUUAUACAUGCACAUGUGUCCUAGACAAACUGCAAGGAAUGAAUAUAACGUGAGUCAGGUCGCUGAAAGUCUACAACACUGGGUUGUUUCUUUUUAAGUGUGAAAAGAUUUAUUUUGUACAAUAAUUUUGGGAAUUGUUCAGAAAUAUGUAGCAGUUACGUAGCAUUUUACAAAGGAUAUUUUUACAGAUGAUGGACAUUUUAAACUAAUUUAGUUUAAAAAGAGCAUUUAUUUGAAAAAUUAGCUGAAACAGCACAUACGUUGGAAAUAAGCAAAAAAAUAGUAUCUAAAGUGUAAAUGAGCAAAAAAAAAGCAUCUAUAGCAAGAUGCCAAUUUUCCAGCUCCUAUAAUUUAUUUCUGGCUGUUUGUGGCAACUUUUUAAGUUUUAAGUUUUAGCCACACUGACUUUUGUUGUACUUUGAGUGGUCAUUUUCAUUUUUAUGAAAAUUUAAGUAAGGGGUUGUGGUUUAGUAAUAACUGCAGGUUACAUAAUUAUAUUAAUUAUUAACAGUGACUUCAGAUUUUUUUGCCAUACCUGAUUAACUUCCAAAUUUAACUAUCAACAUUUAUAUUAUUUCAUAACGUGAACCAACUCAAAUCUAAAAAUCUGUUUUUCUCUUCUUGGUGUAAGUAGGGUUUCAAAUUGUGUUAAAAACCCCAAAAAGCCCUUUAAAAAAUUCCGUUCAGCUGUAGUGGGCUUGACGUGUAUCUAUCGGUGUCAAGUUAAAUACAAUAUAAUCAAAAACAGUGAAAGUUUGCAUUUAAAUAUAAUUAAAAUUAUUUUUAUAGUGAUAAUUUUACAUUUUUUUUCCCUUAUGUAAUAUGUGAGUUCAAAUAUUUUUGUAUUAAUCAUGUUCACACUUAUGGUAUAGAUUUUUCUUACUUUUUAGCAGUUUUCAUCCUUUAUAGUUUUAAUGUUUGUUGUAUAAUUUCAUGUGAAAACCGUGUAUAUAGUUUAUCUUAAUUUUAAUAUGCCUCUCCUUUUAAUACGUGCAAAAGGUUCAGGUUCCAGGAAGUGUGGUGGUGUGAUAAAUUAACUUUAGGAAACAUUAAAAGUAACAAGUGCAAUGGUUUGAAAGUUAUAUUAAAUAUUUCAAUCUAUUUUUUUUGUAUAGCUGCGGAGGUACAUUUUAUGUUAAUUUCUAAUGUCAGAGUGGGAAUGCACAUAGAAUAAUGAUGGUAGAAAUAUGUUUCAUAUUGAGAUGUUACUAAACACGUUUGUUUUUGAUUGGUAACUUUGUCUUUUGUAAAAAAAAAUAAUAAUUUUCCAACCAAUGUUUUAUAUGAUUAACUUUGUAUAUAAAGUAAAAAUAAAUUUCACUUUUUAUAUAAAUUUUUUUGUUUAUAAAAAGUUCACUAAAGUCAGUGUAUCAAGCUCGUUAUAGUACGUGAAGAACAUAGUUGCCUGAUAUUUAAAGCAGGCAUUAGCUAGCAUAGUAUUUUAUAUAAUUUCUUUUUUCUGUAUUGUUUCACUGUGUAAUUUUGUAUAUUAUUAAAAGUUAUUAGUUAUGUUAUUGAA
Messenger RNA from Bacillus rossius redtenbacheri, 7293 nucleotides. It is a transcript of the gene Pex13, whose product is annotated as peroxisomal membrane protein PEX13. Bases 234 to 1628 code for a protein of 464 amino acids. The record is from RefSeq and is a predicted model, not a curated record. Gene Ontology annotation, biological process: protein import into peroxisome matrix, docking. Gene Ontology annotation, molecular function: protein binding. The transcript is spliced from 6 exons. Lineage: Eukaryota; Metazoa; Arthropoda; Insecta; Phasmatodea; Bacillidae. Gene Ontology annotation, cellular component: peroxisomal importomer complex; peroxisomal membrane; peroxisome.